CAGCUGCUUCUGUUUCAACAUGGGCUACUCCUCACCAAUGGAAUUAGAGAUCAAAUAGUUAAUCAUUGGUCUCCUGACAGCCAGCUUGUUCUUUUUUUUUUUGUUUAACUUUUGGCUGUUAAGCUAAUAAACUGCCUUACACCUCGAUCUGUGAACAGCUGAAAGUAAAAGUAUCUAGUUUCUGUCAGAGCUGAAACCUAAAGUUCCAGCUAUCCUUGUGCCAUGAUGGAUGAAACAUAUAACAACAGAACGUCACUGGUCAAAGGUGCCAAGGACAUCGCGAAAGAAGCCAAGAGGCACGCUGCCAAAAACUUCAACAAAGCCAUGGAUCAUGCUACAGAUGAAUACGCAGCUCAUCGUAGCUACAGUCGCUUUCAGAACGAAGAUGAAGAUGAACAUGACUACAAUGCUUAUACAGAGCAGGACGCCCACUACGACAACAAUGCAGCCAAUGACGAAGAGGAGGCUUCGAGUGAUGCCACAGAGGGCCACGAUGAUGAAGAUGAAAUCUACGAGGGCGAGUACCAAGGGGUGCCGGCCUACAGUGACAGCAAGACCCGUGACGGACAAGUGGCCCUGGGCCAGCCGGUGUCAGACAGCCUCAAGAGCCAAAAGGAGCUGGACAACGAGAGACAGGCAGAUGAGGAGGAGUUAGCCCAGCAGUAUGAGCUGAUCAUGCAGGAGUGCGGCCAUGGGAGGUUCCAGUGGCAGCUAUACUUUGUGCUUGGCCUGGCGCUCAUGUCAGACGGCGUGGAGGUGUUUGUUGUUGGGUUUGUCCUUCCUAGUGCUGAGACAGACAUGUGUGUCCCCAAUUCUGGUGCUGGAUGGCUCGGUAGCAUCGUGUAUCUGGGGAUGAUGUUUGGAGCCUUUUUUUGGGGGGGACUCUCAGACAAGGUGGGCCGCAGACAGUGCCUGCUCAUCUCCAUGUCUGUCAACGGUUUCUUCGCCUUCCUCUCCUCCUUUGUCCAGGGCUACAGCAUGUUCCUCUUCUGCCGUAUGGUGUCUGGCUUCGGGAUUGGUGGUGCAGUACCAAUCGUUUUCUCCUACUUUGCGGAGGUGUUGGCUCGAGAGAAGAGGGGUGAGCAUCUGAGCUGGCUGUGCAUGUUCUGGAUGAUUGGAGGAAUUUACGCCUCAGCCAUGGCUUGGGCCAUCAUCCCACACUAUGGCUGGAGCUUCAGCAUGGGUUCAGCCUAUCAGUUCCACAGCUGGAGAGUGUUUGUGGUGGUGUGUGCGCUGCCAUGUGUCUCUGCAGUAGUAGCCCUCACUUUUAUGCCUGAGAGUCCCCGAUUCUACCUGGAGAUGGGUAAACACGACGAGGCCUGGAUGGUGCUCAAACACAUCCACGACACCAACAUGCGCGCACGUGGAGAGCCAGAGAGAGUCUUCACUGUGAACAGGAUAAAAAUCCCCAAACAGCUGGACGAGCUGGUGGAGAUGCAGAACGAGUCAUCCAACCCUGUGCUUAAAGUCCUCUUCAAGAUAAAGGCUGAGCUUAGAGGAAUUUGGGCAACUUUCAUGAAAUGCUUCAAUUAUCCGGUGAAAGACAACACUCUGAAGCUGGCUGCAGUCUGGUUCACGCUGUCCUUUGGGUAUUACGGACUAUCUGUGUGGUUCCCCGACGUUAUCAAGCAUCUUCAGGCCGAUGAAUAUGCCUCCAGAGUGAAGAUCCACAACAAUGAACGGAUUGAAGAUUUCACCUUUAACUUCACCCUGGAGAACCAGAUCCACAGAAAUGGGGUUUUUCUCAACGACAGGUUCAUCACUAUGAAGUUCAAAGCUGUCACAUUCAUCGACUCAUCUUUCCUCAACUGUUAUUUUGAAGACGUCUCCUCCGUGGGAUCGUUCUUCAAAAACUGUACCUUUGUAGACUCCUUCUUUUACAACACAGACAUUGAUGACUCAAAGCUUACAAAUUCACGAGUGAUCAACAGCUCCUUCCACCACAACAAGACGGGUUGUCAGAUGACAUUUGACGAUGACUACAGCGCUUACUGGGUCUAUUUUGUCAACUUCCUGGGAACGCUGGCCGUGCUGCCAGGAAACAUUGUCUCUGCCCUCCUCAUGGAUAAAAUAGGACGCCUGAGCAUGUUAGGAGGCUCCAUGGUGCUGUCAGGUAUUAGCUGUUUCUUUCUUUGGUUCGGCACCAGUGAGUCGAUGAUGAUCUUCAUGCUCUGUCUCUACAAUGGCCUCAGUAUCUCAGCAUGGAACUCUCUGGAUGUGGUCACCACUGAGGUGUACCCAACAGACAGAAGGGGUACAGGCUUUGGCUUCUGUAACGCCAUGUGUAAACUGGCAGCGGUGCUCGGCAACCUGAUCUUUGGCUCGUUGGUUGGCAUCACGAAAGCGAUCCCCAUCCUGCUGGCAUCGUCUGUGCUGGUUGGCGGCGGGUUGGUGGGCCUCCGACUGCCAGACACACGGGCCAAUGUCCUUAUGUGAACCUCAACAUAGAAAAGUAUGCUGUUUAUCUGGCAUUUACUCAGCUCAUGGAAAAACAAAUCUUUUUAUUUAUUUAAAUUUAAUUUAUUUAAAUACCUCUUAAAGUGCUGCUCUUAUCAUUCUUGCAUUUAUGAUUUGAUAAAUGCUGUUGCUUCAGUGAUUGAUAUUCUGUUAUAGCUGAGUAAAUAACCUGGUAAAACAGUUUAUGUUCUUACAGCGCUGUAGGUCGGCAGAGUUUAAAGACCACUAUUUGACGUAUGGAGUUGUUUGAGCUGUACGGUUGGUUGGUGGUGCUCUGGGAAUUCAAAAA
Molecule: messenger RNA, 2746 nt
Organism: Thalassophryne amazonica
Lineage: Eukaryota; Metazoa; Chordata; Actinopteri; Batrachoidiformes; Batrachoididae
Product: synaptic vesicle glycoprotein 2C-like
Exons: 12
Coding region: 223-2436 (737 amino acids)
Biological process (GO): chemical synaptic transmission; transmembrane transport
Cellular component (GO): membrane
Molecular function (GO): transmembrane transporter activity
Source: RefSeq, a predicted model, not a curated record